Messenger RNA from Rhizopus microsporus ATCC 52813, 732 nucleotides. Its product is annotated as ferritin. Gene Ontology annotation, cellular component: cytoplasm. Gene Ontology annotation, biological process: iron ion transport; intracellular iron ion homeostasis. Gene Ontology annotation, molecular function: ferrous iron binding; ferric iron binding. The transcript is spliced from 4 exons. The record is from RefSeq and is a predicted model, not a curated record. Bases 25 to 558 code for a protein of 177 amino acids. NCBI's taxonomy places the organism in Eukaryota, Fungi, Mucoromycota, Mucoromycetes, Mucorales, Rhizopodaceae.
CUGUUAUUUGAGCAAAUUUGCGCCAUGGUAGCUGAAUCAAACGCGAAACAAAACUUUACUAGAGCAUCCGAAGAUGCCGUAAACCAACAAAUUCAAAUCUAUCGUAUGGCUCAACAAACAUACCUGGCGGCAUCUGCAUACUUUGACCAUUGUGAUAUUGCUUUGCCUGGUCUUGUCAAAUACUUUCACGAAAGAGCUGAGUAUGAGGGAAGGUUAGCACAGCAUUUAAUUGACUAUCAAGCAACACGUGGAGGUGUGGUCAUUAUCAAUGCUAUUCCUCAACCUUUAACUGACUGGAAUUCGGCCUUUAGUGCAAUAGAAACAACGUUAGCUUUGGAGAAGGAUGUCAAUAGCUCCUUGUUAAAAUUGGCACAGGUCGCAGCCAACAAUCAAGAUAAACACCUGCUUCAUACACUCAAAAAUGGUCACCUUAAUAUUAAGGUCAAAACUAUCUAUAAUGUCGUCAGAGGAGUUAUACAGUUACAAAGAGUUGGUGGAGAGGGACUCGGCCUAUAUCUUUUAGAUCAAGACCUGUAUGAACACAAACAAUUUCAAUAGAGAACGUGUACUUUAUUCUAGGUUAUUAUAAUCUUGCUAUCUCACAAGUGAAUACAUGUUUGUAAGAAGGGGUUAGAAAGAUAGUUCUACGUACGUGUAAUAUUAACAGAGUGAAAUAAAAGGAAGAACAUUAGAGCUUAUUGAAAAAAAAAAAAGGGUCAUAUAAAGCAGGGC